AUAUUUCUUUUGCUGUUUUCAAAUUCUAGCCUUUUUUGUUUCAUUUUUUUCGUCACACAAAAGCUAAUAAAUACUUUUUUCACAUAAACAUCCCAGCCUUGAAUGACGUCUCAUUUAAAAAACGAUUUGGAAAGUGUUUACGGGUCGUCAAUAUACGGUGGUGGCGGGCAAUUCACCGAUGAUAGCGACCUUCCAGAAUACGCGCAGUUAUGCCGACGACUCUUCCCUACGCUCCUCAGUGCCACACUCGACUAUAAUGAUGAUGGUAGUGAGGAGGAGGAUAUUGAACCGGAAGCUGAGGAGACCAUAGCGCGGUACUUUAAGUACUUGACAGGACUUCCCCUGCCGUCUCUCAAAAUGGAGCCGGCGCUGUUGCAGGGCGACCUACAGCGGGUGUCGGACGAGCUCACUGCGUUGCUCUUUAAAGAGAGCUUCAGCAACAGCAGCAGCGGUGGGAGUCUGGAUCCGUUUGAGUCUAAUCUCUCUCAGAAGCAGCAGCAACAGGUGGAUAUCGGCGACAAGCCCCUGUUUGGUGUCGUUGAUGACAUGAACAAGCUUGCGGUAUCGACAACCUCGAAGCUUAGUGCGCAACUGGCCAAGACACAGGAAACAUUGGGGCGAUUAGAGACAGCGUGCGGGUUGUUUUCAGUGGAAAUAGCAGACCUUGACCAGCGCGCUAAAGUUGUUCACCAGGUGCUGGACAAGCAGGAUCUCAUUACACGCAUAGUCGAGCUGCCGCGCGUCAUGCAGAUGUGCGUGGCCGGCGGGUUCUAUGAGGAGGCUGUGGAGAUGGCCGAGCACGUGAAGGUGACCGGAGACAGGCUCGUCAGGGAUAUUUCCGAGGACAUGCAGCUUGUGCCAAGGCAAUCAAGGGCUUCAAGGGUGGUGAGAACGCAGGGUGCGCCGGAUCAGCUGGCAGGGUUUGUAAGGAUGAUCCAGAAGCAGGUGCAGGCGGAGUACGAGGCUAUGGUUCUGGGACUGUGUCGCGAACUCAGCUACACGCGCUGGGCUACGACAGUCAGCCCCCAGCAGCAGCAACAGCAGCAGGGUGGGAUGAGUGGCAAAAUGGAUGGUGGGUAUGAACGGUCAAUGAGGCGGAUGUCACAGAUGACAAAGAUUAUGUCGAUUCUGCGCAGCGUUGGGAUGUUCUCCGAGAGCGAGCUGCGCAUGCUGUACCUGCGGUCGCGGUGGCAGGCGUGGGGGACGACGGCAGACUCGCUCAGCGGCUUUGCGCCACAGGAAUCGGCUGGUGCCAGCGGAUUGGAGGCGUUUGGGCUGGAGGCAUUUGGGCUUGGUACCCCUGCGAUAAGCUCGCAUGUGGUAAGCUCGCCUGCAAUAGGGUCUCCCGCGGCGCAGCCACAGCGGGGGUCCGAGAGAGCCACCGGCGCAAGUUCGGCUGAAGUGGCGGCGUAUUUGACAAAGUACAUUGAUGCGUUCUUCCAGUGGCUGGCCGAGGUCGACCAGCAGUACCAGACGCUGUUUCCGGAAAAGAAGCUCGCACCCUUGGGAUCCACCGGGCUCACAGGGUCCACCGGACCCACCAGUGGCGGAAGCGAUCCGUUCGCUGACCUAACCCUUUUCAGCUCGCGGCAGUUUCUCGCAGCGGUCAUGCCGCUGGUGCCGCUGCUGACGGACGCCUCAGGCAUUGCCGCGUUGGAAUCUCUGCUGUCCAUGCAUGCACGGGCCCUUGCGCGCGCCAAAAUAGAUUUUGCAAUGCCCUUCCUUGCGCACAGUCUGCGAGAGCGCGCGUUUAUUAGCGUAGUUGGCACUGUCGAGGGGACAGUCGCUGGGAUUUGUCAGACGAUUUUGGCGCUGGAUGUGUCUGCGGCAGGCGGGGGUGGGUCGGAGAGCGAGAGCGGCUGGGAUCAGCUAGCUGCGCCGACGCGGCCAUCCUUGGAUGUUGGCCCGGAGUUUGGAGCUGGGCUGGUAGCGGCGGCAGAGGCGGCGGAGAACCCGGUGGAGUUUCUUGGUCGGCUGCGCGUGUCCCCAGUGGGUCUACUGCAGUAUCCUGUGUUGGCGCAACUCCUGCAUGCGUUCCGCGACAGCCUCCAUGCGCUGCGCAUCCUGGUGCUGGCCAGCGAUGGCAGUGGAGGUGUGGAGGGUGAGGGUGAGGGUGAGGUGCUGGUACUGCUGAACAUGGUGUCGGUGGUAUUCGAGAGCGAGCUCAUCCGGGUUGCUGAGGCUUUGAGAUCGCUGGGCGAGCGGAUUAGGAUUGCAGCUGCGAAUUCUAGGGCGGAGGUCAGAGAAAGCGUGCAAGCGGUGUUUGUGGAUGCUUGCUUGGCGUUUACGUUUGGCCUGGCGAGACAUGUGGCUGAGGUGUUUGAGGAGGUUGCGACGCUUAAUGAGUCUGCGCAUUUAGAUUCCUCUUCUUUGUCGGGUGGGCUUGCGGCUGGCGAUUUGACGACAGUCUUAUAUUCGGCUGAUAUUUACACGCCGCUGCUUGAGCAUAUUGCUGCCAAUCCAGUCUAAUUUUUUAUUUUUGUCCCACGCUCGAAAUAUUUUAAUGCUUGUUUAUCAAAAGAAAAAAGCACAUGGCAACAAUAAAAGGGGAUAUUUAAAAUGUACUUAUAAAUGCAAAUGUAGUUUUUCU
Kickxella alabastrina is the source of this 2590-nucleotide messenger RNA. RefSeq lists its product as uncharacterized. Lineage: Eukaryota; Fungi; Kickxellomycota; Kickxellomycetes; Kickxellales; Kickxellaceae. Gene Ontology annotation, biological process: intra-Golgi vesicle-mediated transport. Gene Ontology annotation, cellular component: COG complex. The record is from RefSeq and is a predicted model, not a curated record. The coding region runs from base 103 to 2469 and encodes 788 amino acids. The transcript has a single exon.